AUGGUACAAAAAAGAUGGUGUGGUGAGCAAAUAGAUGUGUAUGCUAAUGAAAUUAGUAGAUUAGCGGGACUGGCUGGAUUCACGGGUGAUGCUUUAAGUAAAAGCCAAUGGUAUGCACCGAAAAACGGAGAAGUGAAAGUGUGGUGUGACGCGAGUGCUAUAGCUCUGGGAGUUAUUCUUGAAGCGAAUGGUUCUUGCAUUGAAGACGCUGCAUGGUUAAGAAAGAAAGAUGACUAUGAGCACAUCAAUGUUGCAGAGUUGAAUGCUGUUUUGAAGGGAGUUAACUUAGCACUGGGAUGGGGAUAUCGCUCAUUUGAGUUGUUUACUGAUUCAGCCACGGUUUUUAAUUGGAUUAGUAAUAGUAUGAGCGAGGAGAAGAGAGUAAAAACAAAGGGAGCUGCAGAAAUUAUGAUAAAGCGAAGGUUGGGAAUCUUAAAAAACAUCGUUAGAGAAUUUGAGAUUUAUUUCAGAGUAAGGUUGAUAGCAACUGAUAAGAACAAGGCAGAUAUGUUAACUAGGGUGCCCAAGAAGUGGUUGACUACUAACAACACUGAUGAACAAAACUUCUGUGCAGGAGUCUUGAACUUGAAGGAGGUGCAUGAUGCCCACCACUUCGGUGUUGAUAGGACGUUGUUCCUCGCUCGGCAGCUGGAUCCCAGUAUAUCCAGGGCGGCCGUUCAGAGAGUUGUAAGGCAAUGUGACCGAUGCCAAAUGAUAAAUCCUGCGCCAGUAAGACAUAAUGGAGGAGAAAUAAAUGCUUCAGAGAAUUGGCAAAGAGUUGCCAUCGAUGUCACCCACUACAGGCACCAACCGUACCUGAGCAUUAUUGAUUGUGGACCAAGCAGAUUUGCUUUGUGGAAGGAGUUGAGAAUGGAAACAGCAAACCACAUAGCACAGAUUCUUAAUGACAUUUUUCUAGAGAGAGGACCAGUUUCUGAACUACUAAUGGAUAAUGCCACAGUGUUUAGAUCGGUGUUGAUAGAGGAUAUAAGCAAUAAGUGGAACAUCAAGAGAUUGUUUCGCGCAGCAUAUAGACCCAGUGGCAAUGGUAUAGUGGAACGUAAUCACCGUACUAUUAAGACUACAGCAGAGAAAAGUAAUAUACCACCAUCAGAAGCUGUUUUCUGGUACAAUAUGACACCGCGACUGAGUCAAAAUGAGGAAUCUGUUCCACAUCGUGCGUUAUUCAAGUACAGUUGGCGGCAUCCCUCUGUGUGUCCAGUUGAGGAGAAUGAGGAGGCUGCAUCUGUGGAGAUCGGAGAGGAAGUAUGGGUGAAACCUGCGGAUGGCCGAUGUACAACCCCGUAG
Molecule: messenger RNA, 1308 nt
Organism: Portunus trituberculatus (swimming crab)
Lineage: Eukaryota; Metazoa; Arthropoda; Malacostraca; Decapoda; Portunidae
Exons: 1
Coding region: 1-1308 (435 amino acids)
Biological process (GO): DNA integration
Molecular function (GO): RNA-DNA hybrid ribonuclease activity; nucleic acid binding
Source: RefSeq, a predicted model, not a curated record